This is a messenger RNA of Portunus trituberculatus (swimming crab), 1277 nucleotides long. RefSeq lists its product as uncharacterized. Lineage: Eukaryota; Metazoa; Arthropoda; Malacostraca; Decapoda; Portunidae. The coding region runs from base 411 to 929 and encodes 172 amino acids. Gene Ontology annotation, cellular component: extracellular region. The transcript is spliced from 4 exons. Gene Ontology annotation, molecular function: chitin binding. The record is from RefSeq and is a predicted model, not a curated record.
GUCACUUGUCGCUCCUCACCUCCAGAUUUUUUUGUCAUUUCUUCAGAUAUUUUCAUUGCGACUCAGAUUUUUUUGGUAAUUUAUCAGAACUUCAGAUUUUUUUGCGCUCUGACUCAGAUCUCUCGGUAAUUUAUCAAGAGAACUCCAGAUAUUUUAUACCAGACUAAUUUAUUUGCUUACUCAUCACGUGUCACUCCAGAAAAAAAAAAAUCUUUACUCACCAAAGAAAACCCACAAAAUAUUCAUAAAAUUCAAAGUCUCUCACGAAUCACAUAAUUUUACUCAUCAUCUGGACAUUUCUGCCAACCGUGACUCGGAAACAAGACUCAAGACUCACCUGAAAACUCACCCACUCACCUUAAGACCCGCCCCCUUACCUGAAGACUCACCCCUCACCUGCCGGACUCAGAAUGUUCCUCAAGGGCGUGUUAAUUGCAGUGGCCGUGGUGUGUGUGUCUUCGCUGCCCAGAGCUCGCCGGGACUCAACGCCAGAGGAAUAUGAGCUGCCGGCCAACGCUACUGCCAUCCUGCGCCGCGGCAUUAGGACUGGCUUUGUGUGUGACGGCAAGGUGUAUGGGUUCUACGCUGACCCAGACAACGCGUGCCAAAUCUUCCACCUGUGCUACCCUUACGUGGACGCCGACCUGGUGGUGAAGCUCAGAAUGUUCUCCUUCAUCUGUGGUCCUCAGCUGGUGUUUGAUCAGGAGAAGCUGGUAUGUGACUUCCCGGAGAACUCGGUGCCGUGUGAGGCCGCUCCAUCCUUGUACAGCAUCAACAAUUUCUUCGGAAGGGAGGAGCUCAACUUCCGCGAGGGCCCGCCGCCGCCACUCCCCGAGCAGCCUGACUUCCAACUACAGACCUUCGGGGAGUUUCGUCAAGUCCUCGCCGAAACUGCCGCGACACUGAAUGAUCCACCUCGCCGCUCUUAAGGCCCGUGCUCAGAAACGCUUUGCUCCCUCACCAUGACUAUUUUCCAAGGCCACAGAGAUGAUUCGAAGGGUUCUCAAGAUUGUGUUUUCAGUGGUAAUGGAGAAAACUUGCUGCUCUUUCAUUAGAAUCAAGAAAGCCUGUGUAAUUUAAUCCAGAGCGUUUUUUAUUAGUGUUGUGUAAAGUAUGUCGUAGUUGAAACGUAGAGGAGAAGUGUUUCAGACAAAGGGUUGUAAUAUUUUUCUGUUGUUUUUCGUUUUUUUAUCAAGUCGGAUUCAUUAGUUCUAAGUUUACUGAUAGGUUGAUUCAUCUCUCUCUCUCUCUCUCUCUCUCUCUCUCUCUCUCUCUCU